GCAGGCAGGAGACUGGACUCUCCACAUGCUGACCCAAUCAGGAGCUGGAAAAAUGGUCAGCAUGUCUAAAAUGGUAUAUAAGGAGACACUGUCGAUAGGUUAGCACAGAAGAUUUCUAAGAGAAUCAUCUCACAAUGCUCAGGCUUCUUGUACUGGCUGCUCUUGUCAUUUUGGGACAAUGUAAUAAUGAAGGCAUCAGCUAUUUUGAACAGCUGCCAAGUGGGCGUGUGGUAGGAGGAUCUAAUGCAGCUAAGAAUGCCUGGCCCUGGCAGGUUUCUAUUCAAUAUCUGUCUGGUGGUUACUGGUACCACAACUGUGGAGGAACCCUCAUUCGUCCUAACCGUGUGCUGACUGCUGCUCAUUGCAUGGACAUACCUGGUACCUACCGAGUGGACCUUGGAGAAUACAAUCUUGCUUCUUACGAAGGCUCUGAACAGUUCAUUGCCGUCUCAUCCUACAAGAAACACUCUUUGUGGAACCCCAGCAAUAUUGCUAACGGAUAUGAUAUUGCUAUCCUGUGGCUGGCCUCCAGUGCUACCCUGAACAGUGCUGUGAAAUUGGCCACUCUGCCAACAAGUGGAUACACCCUGCCCAACAACUACAACUGUAUUAUUGCCGGAUGGGGGAGAGUCAGCACCACUGGACCUUUUCCUGCUAUUCUCCAGCAAGUCACUCUGCCUGUAGUUGCCUACCCAACUUGCUCUCUCAGCUCCUGGUGGGGUUCCACUGUCAAGUCCAGCAUGAUCUGUGCUGGUGGAGAUGGAGUCAAGUCUGUUUGCUUUGGUGAUUCCGGUGGACCCCUCAGCUGCGUUGUCAAUGGUGUGUAUCAAGUCCAUGGUAUUGUCAGCUUUGUGUCUUCUCUGGGAUGCAAUUACUACCAGAAACCAUCCGUGUUUACCAAAGUCUCCUCUUACAUCCCCUGGAUCAACAGUGUAAGUAAUGUAUAUGACUGUUUUAGAUUAUACACCAAACUAUAUACUAUCGUGUCAAUAGGACUUACCCUGGAUUGCUGUGCUGUACAGAGCACAACACAAGCUUCUAUUCAGGGCCAAAAUCGCUUUUGCGAGUCGGGAAAAACAGGUGGGUUUUUGGCUCGCCUGGUGGCCAACCAGAGAGAGGAUAUCAGUAUAAAAGAAAUUAGGAAUCUACAGGGAAAUGGAGUGAGAUCAGCAGAUGAGAUUAGAGAGGAAUUCAUGAAAUAUUACUCUACUCUAUAUAAAUCUGAGUCUACGGUCUGUCGUUCUGAUAUGGACUACUAUCUCCAACAACUGGCGCUCCCCCAGUUAUCUAUUGAGGCUAGAAAAAUGCUGGAUUCCCCCAUUCUUUUGGAGGAACUUCAGGCGACUCUCCCGCAUCUAAAGUAUAGUUCUUCUCCCGGAUUAGAUGGUUUACCGUUUGAAAUCUACAGAAUGUCUAAAUGGGACCUGUCCUGUAUGGAGACUUACUGGUAUGGAGAUGAAUUGGCAGUGCUCUUUAGGAAACUAAUAUGCAAAGAGGUAUCUCCCAAGAAAGAGAACCAUCUCGCCAGUGCCAACUAUUGGGAGAGGUUCCCUAUAAGUCAAGAUCAAACUUUUAAACAAGCCUUGGGAUUUGACAUGGGAAUAUGGUCAAGCUAG
This is a messenger RNA of Bufo bufo (common toad), 1616 nucleotides long. Its product is annotated as chymotrypsin-like elastase family member 1. The coding region runs from base 135 to 1616 and encodes 493 amino acids. NCBI's taxonomy places the organism in Eukaryota, Metazoa, Chordata, Amphibia, Anura, Bufonidae. The record is from RefSeq and is a predicted model, not a curated record. Gene Ontology annotation, molecular function: serine-type endopeptidase activity. Gene Ontology annotation, biological process: proteolysis. The transcript has 10 exons.